AACUCUUCGGUACGUCUAGAUUUCUCUUGUCUUUAAAAUCGAGAGGAAUUAAUAAAGUAUGUAAUGAUUUUGAUUCCGUAAAAUAUCGCCUAAAAUACAAAGUGUCAUUUGUGUUGAUCGGAUGGAAUUCUGCCGCCUGGACUGCACGGCACCGACAGACGUCUGAGCUUUAGGAUGAGGAUAUACCAUCAGGUGGCGCAAAAGGAUUUAAAAAAUAAUGAAGAAAUUAACGAUAUCGCCCAGCGAUAGCGGUGGCGCGGCGACGCAAUUGAAGGACUGUAAUACCAUUAACACCAAAGGACAUAUUCGGGCGAAACACGUGGAUGUGAGGUGUGAGUGCAAUAUCAACAGGAUUUCAUGCGAGAAAUUUAAUCCACCAGACGGACGCUGGACCCGUUUCGUCUGAGCGUUCUGGAGAUGGAGUUUGGAGAGAGGAAGAGGCGAAGGAAGUCACCGAGCUUUAAACUGGUCGCGGAUGAAGAUUGUGAACCACCAGAUCAAGAUUCAAGUGAGGAGCCCGGGGAGGACGACGUCUGGCUGGGAGAAGACGGAAUGGAGAUCAAGAAGCAAAUCACAGGAAUGAUGAGGCUCUUGACUGACAAGACUGGUAGAGUGUACCAGCGUGUGGAGGUAGAGCACAGCCAACCCUCACCUGAGGACAGACCGACAGCUUGUCCGCAGCCAGCUUUGAAGAACCCGACAGUCAACAACUGGAAUGCCACAGCGUGCGCCGGAUCUUCAUCCGCACAUAUCUCCAACCUGACCCCCUGUGACGCUAAACAGUAUGGCACAAGAUCUGUGGUCUCCAAGUGGAAUUACAAGGAUGAGAGAGCAGGUGACGUGAAUGUUGCCCCCUGUAAUGUCCAGGAAAACAGCUGCUGCACUUGCAACUGCAAAGGCACCCUAAAUUCUAUCCUGUACGAACUGCGAGCCAUGAGAAGAUUGAUGCAGACUCAAAGGGCAUCCUUAGACGCACAUGAGCCAACAGCACCGCUUUGCCACACCCGCUUCAGCCCUGGCCACAGCACUCGUUGGAGGAGAAGGCAGUUUUAUAAAGUGACGCCGGGGCUUAUGUCCAGUCCUGAGGUUGCUACUGUUUCAACUGAGAGGGCUGAAUGUGGAAGCAAGGAGGAGUUUGAAUUGCCCAACAUUGGUGCCAUCUCUGAAGUUUCUGCAUCAACACCAACGGUGGAUCCAGCAUCAGCAAACUCACACAACUCUCUUUUGCCGCGGAUGAAGGAGCCUCUGGCAACAGGGGUGCUGCAGUCACCUGAGGUGCGACUUGCAGAAGACUAUGAUGUGUUUAUUUCAAAAGCCCAAUUGGAUUCCAUCCUGGUCAACUACACACGCUCCGGGAGCCUUCUGUUCCGAAAACUGGUGUGUGCGUUCUUUAAUGACGCCACGCUGGCCAACUCGCUACCGAACGGAAAAAGAAAGCGAGGACUCAAUGACAACCGUAAGGGCCUGGACCAGAACAUUGUGGGUGCCAUUAAAGGUAAACAGAUAUUUUACCGCUUUUUUUUUUUUCAAUUCACUGACGUGAGGCUGUGUCCAGUGUUCACAGAGAAGUACUGCACUGAGCACAAAAUAGACAAGUUGCCUGGCCCGCGGGACUGGGUUCAGAUCCUGCAAGAUCAGAUCAAACUUGCCCGGAGGAGACUGAAGCGAGAUGCUGCGGAAACAGAUGACCCAGCGAGCGGACCUUAACAAGUACGAACAAAACCCCGCUCCUAACAGGUUUCAGACAACAAGAUAUGCAUGUGCUCACGCAAACUCUACCAGGUUGCUAUGGUUGCAUUACAAUGCACCUAUUGAUACACUGUUCACUCGGUUGCCUGUAUAUCACGAGUAGGAAUAGCAGUUGUGCUUUUGUAUAUCAAAUGAGUUACAUUUGAAUAAUUUAAUUUUAAAGCUAGAUAGACGUGUUCUUGUUCGUUCAGAGUCCAGAGCCAACACGCCAACAUACGUAGGGAGGAAUGUAUCUGGGUGAUUUACCUGCCAUACCACAACGAAUUUCAUACUAUGGUCACAUACUUAUCAACUGAUACUUGUUGGAGAAGCCAAAGCUGUGAUAUGAUAUUAAUUUAUGGCUUACUGUAUGAUCAAUGUGCCUUUUGAGUGACCUGUAAUCGUGGAUGUUUUGUGUACUGCAGCAUCCACCUUCUUUCCACAAUUUAGACCUGUUUUGUGCAGCGCAUUCUUUGUUUAAACUACAUUAUGUGCCGGACUGCUUAUUAUCAAACUGUUGACAUGCAACCACGUGUGCAUUUCGCCAUUGUGAAAGGUGACUGCAUACAAGAACUCGCUGUGCAAAUCAA
Molecule: messenger RNA, 2318 nt
Organism: Synchiropus splendidus (mandarinfish)
Lineage: Eukaryota; Metazoa; Chordata; Actinopteri; Syngnathiformes; Callionymidae
Gene: bend7
Product: BEN domain containing 7
Exons: 8
Coding region: 418-1707 (429 amino acids)
Molecular function (GO): DNA binding
Source: RefSeq, a predicted model, not a curated record